GGUAGUUGGAAGUGAAAAUGCCAAGCGAUAUUUUGAGGCAGUGCAAGGAUCAAAGGAACAUCAAGGCGAGCUUUUUGGGAUCCAUAACCUCUUCAAGCUUCGAACCCAGGGGUCCUGCCUUACAAAAGACAUCCUGGAGAGGGAGGGUCAAGUGGAAGCAGGAGUCAUGACAGCCACUACGUGGCUAAAGGAGGAGCCACCAUCAUGCAGGUUAGAAAUGAUGGUGUUCAAGAAGUGGCUUAUAUUCAUUCAAACCAGAAUGUGGUUGGAUCAAGCAAGGCUGAGAAUCAGAUGAGUAACUGGGCAGUGCGAGAUGUGUUUGAGUUGAAGCAGUUUUCCCAGCUCCCUGCGAAUAUAGCAGUCUACUGUGCCAAGAGAGAGAAGGAAACCCAAGAAGCCAUAUCAGCAAAAAAGAACAUUAAGAGAGAACAGCAAAUAAGUGACAACAGUAAGCAGUCUCACCUUUGUAUUGAACAUCCUGCAAUUCAGAAGAAAAAAAAGGUACACAGAGUAGGUGCAACCACCUUCUUGAUUGGAGAGACCCCCAAAAGCAUUCGCAGGAAACAGUUUGAAGAAAUGGUAUCCCACUUCAACAUGGCUUCAGUUGAAGAACUUGCAGAAUAUAUUGCAAAAGCCACAUCAGAAGCACGACAGAAAAUGUUGAGAGAUUUUUAUGCUGGAAAGUAUCCAGAAUUAGAGGACCUAUUUCCAGUCAAAGUUCCAGUACAUGUUUCAGAUGGGUAUGAGGAAGGAGAGGUGUUUACAAGUUGUAGAAAGAGAAGGGCCAGGGUAAAAUGUCGACAAUCAAGGUCUGGUCCUUCAGCUAAAGAUUCUCCCUUCAUGACUGCAGAAAUAUGUAGCCAAAAAAGACACAAAGGAGAAGCAAAACAGUUUCACAAUGAUUUCUGCAUACAAGAUGCUGUGUGUCUUAGUUCAAAAGAUAAACAAUUGUCCACUGUCAAUACCCAAAAUAGCAUCAGUGGGAGAAACAGUCAACCAUUCAAAGAUUUUAUGGCAACUGACUCAGUAAGCAGUAAAUCAGAAAUAAUUGAAGUGUGCUCUGUAAAUAUCACUAAAGGACAGCAGGACUCAAAGGGGACGGAAUCUCCAAGAAAAAGAUCCCUGUCUCAGUCAGAAAACAGAGAGAGAGAAACUCAGACUUACAAGAAAAACUCUUUUGUAGACUUACUAGGAGACACCUCUGUUCUCAAUGACCUCUUCAAAAGUAAUGGAAACAGGCCUACAGAGCUGCCAAGAAGAUCUCUUUCAGGGCCUGCAGAAAAAGCAAAAGAACGACCAAAAGACUUCUGGGAUGUGCUGAAUGAGCAGAAUGAUGAGAGUCUCAGAAAGCUCACAGACAUGGCAGUCAUAGAGGAGUUGUGUGAAAGAGCACCUCCUGUUGCUUUGACAAAAAAGAAAGAAGUUCAUGAAAGUUCUCUUUGGAAACAAAAUGAUAAUUUUUUAUGGAAAAAAUAUAAUCUAAGUGAUUCAGAUGAGUCUACAUCUGGUGCACACACCUUUUGAUGUCUAGAUAUGAAAGACUGAUCUUAACGCUCAGGCAAUAAAUUCAUCAGUCACACAAAUACAGCUUAGGAAUAUUUACUGGUGUUAGUAGUAUACAUUAUGGGACAGCAUUCCAUUAUAUCUUAUUGUGACCAUUGGCCUUGGGGCAUACUGUAAGAUAUUCUAACCUAUGUUUCUCUGCAAUAAGCAAGGCGGAAAUAGUGAUGAUGUAAAUGUAGGAUCUUAGUGUAAUUUAAACCUGGCCUUGUUUGUAAUCAUAAGGGGGCCCAUAUUUGUUGUGAUCAUAGAGGCAUAAAACCAAACAAGAUAUGUGUUACUUCAGUAGUUCAACACUGCAGGGCAUGACUUGUGGUUUACUAAUCCAUGUCUUUAAGUCAAAUGCUGUCUUCACAGCUACUGCAAUCUAUGAGUGUAGGUACACAUUAGCUCUGUCACAUCCUACUGUGAUUUAACUCAUGCUAAUUUUAAAUUACACUUUUUUUUAGUCACUUGAGUUGUUCUCUUUUGGAUUCUGAUGUGCCUAAAGUUAAAUGUAGCUCUGGGUAUCUUUCCCUCUUGUUGAAAUAUGGGAGGCUCAGGCUGUCACUCCACUCAACCGCUGCGUGGGUGGAUCCCAGCAAUCUCAAAUAAGACUGCUAUUAAAAAAGGUCGUUUUUUAAUCAGAUAAUAUGUAUCUUUCUAAUCAGAGCUUCGCAUAUAUAUUUUAAAUUAUAAUUAGAGAAUUUUUGAGGACUGAAUAACUCAGAUAAUGGAAUUUGGAGCCUUUCACUCCUGCAUGUCAUUUAUUAAAACUAGUCACUCACCUGUGCAAAAUAAGUUGGAGGCCUCGCUUAUGAUUCCUUGUAUUUUUCUGGUGGGCAAGUACCCAUAUCACAAAAACCUUCUUCAUCGCCACAGUUUCCAAGUAGUUAAGAUAUUCAGCUAAUACCACAGGCAGGGAUGCUUUUUUUUUUUUUUCCACUCAGGUUUUUUUCAGCCAAUUUCAUAAUGAAGUUCAAGACAAAUCCAGUUAUUUUCAAUAUCCCAGGUUUAGUGUUGUCUCUUAGUUUAUUCUAACAUUUGAGUGUCUAAUAUGAAAAUAAAUUGAUGGGAAAAUAACUUAGAUCAAAUAUUGGUAUUUUAUAAUGCGGGGGGGAGAUAGUUCUUUCCAUCCAAAAAAUAAUUUGGUUUACAUUUUUGUAAGAAUUGUGCUCUGAAAAGAAUAAAUGUUUUAUAUACAAUACUAAGUUGUACACAUUUAUGUGUAACAUGAACAAGAUAUUUAGAAAAGGGGGCAUGCAAUUAUAUGUGCAGCUGGAUUGUUAGAGGUGUACUUUGUUGCAUGUGCAGUUACUGUGAUUGCACUCAUAAUGACUGUAUUUGUGUAUGCAUAUUGCAGCAUGUGCAAUUGCCUGUACCUAUUUAUAAAAAUGUGGCCCUAAAAACUGAUAUCAAUAUUCACGCUUAAAACACAGUUGUGGUUACUUUUACUGUAGAACUUACAUUUCUGUUGAAGUAGUUCGGCUAUUGAAAUGAAGUCACUGCCUAUAGUACAGUAGCUUGAUCCAAAAUGGCUGUUGUUAAAGCAGUUUAAUUGCACUCAAGCCUAAAUAGGUGAGCUUAAGAAUUACAUAGUCUAGAGGCUCCUGGAAAGAAUUAUGGUAUUGUUGUAGCGACACAGGAGUGGGAUUCAGAUGUGAUUUCUGUUUUCAUGUCUGCUACACAUUCUGUGACAACUUGGGCAAGUCACUGAAUCUCUGCACUUCAGUUUUCACAUCUCUAAAACAGAGAUCUACCUGUGUAAUAAAUUGUGUUAGAUGGGCAUGCAGGUCUUUGUUUCACUCAACCACCUCACGCGGAUAAGAAUUACAAAAGCUUACUAUCUUUGUCACAUGGGUCAGUAGUAUGGAUUGGAAUCGCUGUUGUUAUACCUUAUUUUGAAAAUCAAAUGCUAAUAAAACAUGAUACCAGUUAGAAAAAACCUAUCAACUAAUACAACCAAUUAUAAGAAAAGCAAAACAAUGUCUUGUAUGGAGAUCAAGGUAGAUGACAAAAGUUGGAAUUAUUUUGCCUUUUAGUGGUAUCUAUUGGGGCUGUCAAGUGAUUAAAUAAAUGGUAUUCUAUUAUUGUUUAA
Chrysemys picta bellii (western painted turtle) is the source of this 3637-nucleotide messenger RNA. Lineage: Eukaryota; Metazoa; Chordata; Testudines; Emydidae. The record is from RefSeq and is a predicted model, not a curated record.